Ilyonectria robusta is the source of this 1930-nucleotide messenger RNA. RefSeq names its product C2H2 type zinc-finger-domain-containing protein. Gene Ontology annotation, cellular component: preribosome, large subunit precursor. Lineage: Eukaryota; Fungi; Ascomycota; Sordariomycetes; Hypocreales; Nectriaceae. The record is from RefSeq and is a predicted model, not a curated record. Gene Ontology annotation, molecular function: zinc ion binding; nucleic acid binding. Gene Ontology annotation, biological process: ribosomal large subunit biogenesis. The transcript has 2 exons. Bases 201 to 1847 code for a protein of 548 amino acids.
CCGCCACAGCCCGCCACAGCCCGCCCAAACCCACCAACCCAUCGCUGAAUUUCCUACUGCCGCAUCUUGAUCCCAUAUUUCCCCCUCACACAGAUCUUCGAGAUCAAAUUCAACACCUUUGCGGCCUUGCGUCGUUCCCCCUCACAAGUAUUUCACAUCCCAUUUCGGAACCCGUGGUUCCUUCUUGCUGGCGUCUCACCAUGGCGACCACGCAGGCCGCCGCGGCCACCUCCGCCUCCCACCCCUACACCUGCAACACUUGCCAGGUCGCCUAUCGCAACAUCGACUUGCAAAAGAACCACAUGAAGAGUGACUGGCAUCGAUAUAACCUGAAGCGUCGAGUUGCCUCCUUACCCCCCAUCGGCGCCGAUGUCUUCACAGAAAAGGUCCUCCAGGCCCGUGCCGUGUCAACUGCCGAAGCCGACAAGGCCUACUUCGAACGCGUAUGCGACGUUUGCGAAAAGACGUACUUCAGCGAAAACGCGUUCCAGAACCAUUUGUCCAGCCAGAAACACAAGUUGAAGGAGGCCACGAGUGGGGAGCCUGUCCCCAAGAGAGCCUACGACGAGGCUACCUCAGUUGUCAGCUCAACAUUCUCGCUCGGCGAGCCCCUGCCCGUCAACCAGGAAGAAGUUGACUCUGACGCCGAAGAAGAGUUCAACCACGUCGUGGAGGGCCUCCAAAAGGCCAGCGUUUCCGAGCAGAGGCCGUCCCCCGUUAAGAGACCCUCCAACCCGCAUCCAUCUACCGACACCCCUGAUCAAGUUGACACAGCUGAGGCGCGCGAUUCCAACUCAGCGACCCCAGUUCAGGCUGCCCAGGAGCCAGCCUGGACCCUGGAGUCGUGCCUUUUCUGCAACUACUCUUCCCCCACCGUGCCUCUCAACGCCCAUCACAUGGAGCGGUUCCAUGGAAUGUUCAUUCCCGAGAAGAAGUACUUGGUCGACUUCGAUGGUCUGCUUCUUCAACUGCAAGACAAGAUCCGUGAGGCCCACCAGUGCUUGUAUUGCGAUAAGAUCAAGUCUACCGUCUUCGGCAUUCAGACCCACAUGCGUGACAAAGGUCACUGCAAGAUUCCCUUCAGCACGGAGCAGGAGCAGCUUGAGAUUGGCGACUUUUACGACUUCAGAAGCACCUACUCGGAUGGCGAGGGGUCAACUGAUGAUGGCUCGGUAGCCGACGAGCCUAGUGGAGGGGCCAAACUUGGGGCUCGCCGAGCACGCAAAGUUACAGGUGAUGAUGGAGAGGAAAUUGAGGGUGGGGCCGAAGGCGACGGCUGGGAGACUGACAGCUCAGCCUCCUCUCUGGACUCUGCUGAUCUCACAGCUGUGCCUGCAGAGGGCCACAUCCACCAGUUUGAGAGACUCGACAAGCACCCCCACCACACAAACAACGAUCCACGACAUCGUCAUCAGGCUGAUGGGUGGCAUUCUCACGCCCACAAGCACACGCAUGCAGUCUUUUAUGAUGAGUAUGAGCUGCAUCUCCCUACCGGAAAGUCAGUGGGACACCGUUCCCUGAACAAGUACUUCCGCCAAAACCUGCACAGCCACCCGUCCGCGGAUGAACGGGCUGAGCAGUUGGCCAUUCAAGAGAACGGGCACUCUGAGGCAGCGGACGACAGUGGCAAUGGUCGUCUGGUCAAAGCCAACGGCGCACGGCAGAUGGUGCCCCGAAACGUGGCUGGCCUGGCCGGCGCUUCCCAACAGCAGAGGAAGGAUUUGCGCAAGGCCGAGGUGCGGGGUCGCAAUUUGGAAACGUUCAACAGGAAGACAAACGACUACAAGUAUGGCAAGAAGUUGAACAACCACGAGAACUACUACUACCGCGAGCAGGGUGGAGGUUAGUCUGGGUCAGUUUAGGGCUUCGGGUGUAUCACAAGAGUCACUACGGAGUAUAAAUAUCGGAGUUCUGGUAUCACAAACGCAGU